Messenger RNA from Seriola dumerili (greater amberjack), 2967 nucleotides. RefSeq names its product eyes absent homolog 2-like (gene eya2). Gene Ontology annotation, molecular function: protein tyrosine phosphatase activity. The transcript is spliced from 16 exons. Gene Ontology annotation, cellular component: nucleus. Gene Ontology annotation, biological process: multicellular organism development; positive regulation of DNA repair; negative regulation of extrinsic apoptotic signaling pathway in absence of ligand. Bases 442 to 1872 code for a protein of 476 amino acids. NCBI's taxonomy places the organism in Eukaryota, Metazoa, Chordata, Actinopteri, Carangiformes, Carangidae. The record is from RefSeq and is a predicted model, not a curated record.
GUGAGAUCGAUGCGAGCGAGUGUCUGCUGAAAGCUGUCAGCUGUCAGCACCUGGAGCCUCUCGACCAAAGACUCCUAUGCGUCUUCUUCCUCUCCUUCCUCUUCUUCUACUCUUUCUCCUCCCUGCUUCCUCCUUCUUCUUCCUCUCAGGAGCUGCGAGUCAAAAUCACUUUGUCACUGGUUUGCGGGACACUUGUGAAAAGUCUGCGGAGUUUCUUCGGGGCAUGGAGACAAAACUGCUCUGAUUGAUAAUCGGAUUUUUUUUUUUCUGCAUAUUCCUCUGUCUGGAUAAUGGAGAGUUGACGGCCUGAGACGAACCAGACUAACAGCAGCGUGACGGGAUAAAGAGGACAAAGCUCUCUCUACAGAGGCAGGGCUUCUUAUUGUCUGUUUCAAACUCAUCAUAUCUACUGCAGGUAUCAACUGACGGGGGACCGGCGUCAUGGCUGCAUAUGGACAGACUCAGUACAGCCCCGCCCUCCAGCCUGCAGGACCAUACGCACCUUACACUCACCACACACAGGGCUACAGCAUGCCCUCCUACAACAUAAAAACAGAGGAUGGCCUGAGUCACUCUCCAGGACAGACGGGACUAUUGGGCUACUCAAACUUCAGCAGCACUCCUCCCAGUCAAAGUCUCUACAGCUACUCACACACGCACGGUGGUGGCAUUUCGUCUGGAAUUUUUCAAGGCACCCACGCAAUUACCAGUUCAGCCCCAUUCAACCCCACCCAACAAGAGUUUUCAGCGUACUCAAGUUACAGUCAGAGUCAGUACUCUCCGUAUUAUAACUCACAUCACUACAACAGCCCCUACAUAACCAGCAGCAACAUCAGCCCUGCUGCCAUCACAGCUCCAUUAGCCUAUCAGCACCCAGAGCACCCUGUCAUGCUGCCCAAUCACAGCCCAGAGUCACACACAGGCGAGUACCACGCCCCGCCCAGCCCCCCCACACCAGGUAAAGAGGAGGGGGUCGCAGCACGGAGGGGGUCAGAUGGGAAGUUGAGAGGGAGGAAAAGAGCCAGUGACCCCACUCCACCUCUGGACUCUGAUAUAGAGCGAGUGUUUAUCUGGGACCUGGAUGAAACCAUCAUCAUUUUCCAUUCGCUCCUCACGGGAACCUUCUCCUCACGAUUUGGCAAGGACUCCUCGAAGGCAGUGUCUCUUGGUUUGUGGAUGGAGGAGAUGAUCUUCAAUCUGGCCGACUCGAGACUCUUCUUCAAUGAUCUGGAGGAAUGUGACCAGGUUCAUAUUGAUGACGUGGCAUCAGACGACAAUGGGCAGGACCUGAGCACUUACAACUUUGGGUCGGACGGCUUCCAGAGCCCAGCAGGGGCCGGCUCUCUGUGCCUGGGGUCAGGGGUCCAUGGAGGGGUGGACUGGAUGAGGAAACUGGCUUUCCGAUACCGAAGGGUCAAGGAGAUCUACAACACAUACAAGAAUAAUGUUGGGGGUUUGCUGGGCAGCCCCAAGCGAGAGGAGUGGUUACAGCUGAGGAGAGAGAUGGAGGUCCUGACUGACCUGUGGCUGACUCAAGCACUCAAAGCCCUGGCUCUCAUCAACUCAAGGCCUAACUGUGUGAAUGUGUUGGUGACCACCACCCAGCUCAUCCCUGCCCUCUCCAAAGUGUUACUGUACGGUCUGGGCUCAGCUUUCCCCAUAGAGAACAUCUACAGUGCCACAAAGACAGGCAAAGAGAGCUGCUUUGAGCGUGUCUCUCAGAGAUUUGGUCGGAGAGCAGUGUAUGUGGUUAUAGGAGAUGGAGCCGAAGAAGAGACCGUGGCCAAGAAGAAGAACAUGCCGUUCUGGAGGGUGUCCUGUCGAGCCGAUCUGGAAGCUCUGAGCCAUGCACUGGAGCUGGACUACCUCUAGAGGGCCCCAGCUAUCACACUCUGCUCUUCCACCCGAAUCAUGAAAUGCUCCUGAGUACCUGAGUGCAGCUAGUGGGUGAAGGUGUCCCCAGAGACUGAUUCAGAGUCAGUAUUGCUAUUUCAAGUGAGCGCCCAGGCGGACAAUUUCACACCACAGCCAAAAGAACUGUGAGGAUUUUGGAGCGAGGCUGCAGUAUAUCUACGACACAUAAACAAGUACUGGACCAAAAUAAAAAGACUAAAGUAAAAUAAGGGACCAAAGCUUCAUUACAAACCCCAGGGAAUUGUGGGUAAUCCUGCAAAUACUUUUUUUAAAUUAAAAUUAAAUGUUUCUUUUUUUUUUUUUUUUAAUUCAGUUCAUCUCAAUUUUAUGAAUGGUGACCCGAAAGUGUUGCACUGAAUGCAAAAUCUUACAUCCUCUUAAAUGAACACAGUAAGUAUGUCUGCAUGGAUGAAAAUUUCAGAUUGGUUUGUACUGCUGUGUGUCUUUUUAUAUUUGUUGUGAGACUUACAUUUUUCGUUGGCCAAUACUAUUUUAAAGACAAAUGUUAGAAACAAGUUGUGAUGUUACAUGGGAUAGAUUUUGCCUUCACUAUUAUUUUAGAAUUGUUUUAUUCAUAUGUCGGCUAGAUAAAUGUCAAAUAACAUUCUCCUCAUAGUUAGAGGCUAUUGAAAAUAGUCUGUAUUUUACCAUUAAAAUGUGAGCUAUUUAUUAUUGGUUCAAUUCUACAACACAAUGAGGUAUAUAUAUAUAGUUUGGGAGCUUGGCAUGAAAAAAAAUCCCUUUCAAAGACCAAAAAUCUGCUCUUGUAAAAAUGUUUUGAUAAGAAUUGUCUUGAAGAUGCUGUAUUAUAGGCUAGUGCUCGAAUCCUUACUUUUAAUUCUGGGUUGUAUAUGUUUUCAUGUUUUAAUUCUCCUUUCUUUUCUGUCCCUGUUUAAUUUCCCUAAUAACCUGUUUGUAAUAUAGAUGAACUGGUAUGGUUGUGCAUGUGCCGACUACACUGCCUGUCAGCUUAGCUAUGAUUUGUAUAUAAUGCUUUAUUGUCGAUUUGUUUUGACAGAGUGAAAAUAGAUUAAUAAAGAUAAAUUAAUUGCA